UAGUUAACGUAAGUUGUUUGUCCUGCUCUAAUUUUGUAAACAUGUGUUUUUGAAAGGUAACCUCAAAAAGUACGUACCUUAAACGCGGUGCUAUCAUGUGGGCCAGUUGUUUAUAAAACGUUUUUAAUUAGUGUGAAGUUAAUAUUAUUUGAAAUAAUUAAAAUGGAAGUCGAAGGCUAUCCAGGGUUAAUUAAAACUAUUAAUGAUGACGAAGAAGUAGAAGAUUUUUCAGAAGAAUCCGAUGUGGAGGAAGACUAUCAACCAACAAAACAGAAAAUCAAAAGAAAAGCAGAUUUCGAUCCGAAAUUUAAGUUUGUUUCUUCAGUGGAAGAAUAUAAUAAGGACCCAUGGGAUGAUUUACAAAAAUAUGUACGGAGAAAUGUAAAGAGAACUCUAGACCAAAAGAUAGAAAUAAAAAGAGCUGAGGCUAAAGUGAAAGGCAAUGCUGAUGUUGAUACCGAUUCUGAAGCAGAGGCCAAGGAUGGUGACGUUGAUGAGUUGGAAAUAUCUGAUGAUGAACUGAAAAAAGAUGAUAUCAAAACUAAGGUGAAGAAAUUAAGUAAAAAACAGAAACAGAAGCAGGAAUUAAAAGAAGAAGAAAAUGAAGGUGCACAAAUUGAGUAUGAGUCAGAUUUCUUCGAAGAACCCCCACAAUAUGACGAAAAAGCUUCAUUUUACAUGAUGAAUCUCUCGCGGCCACUGCUCAAAGCUAUCGGCACAUUGAAUUACGUACAUCCUACACCCAUUCAAGCAGCAACAAUACCCAUCGCUCUAUUGGGUAAAGACAUAUGCGCAUGCGCAGCGACAGGUACUGGAAAGACAGCGGCUUACAUGCUACCAAUACUGGAGCGUCUGCUCUACAAGGCGGUCGCUGAGCGAGUCACUCGAGUACUUGUGCUUGUACCCACUCGUGAGCUUGGCGCGCAGGUGCAUACCGUAACUCGUCAGCUAUCUCAGAACACUGCGAUAACAAUUGGACUGUCGGUGGGAGGUUUGGACGUCAAAUAUCAGGAAAGCGUCCUGCGUCGUAACCCAGACAUAGUAAUAGCCACACCGGGCCGUCUAAUAGACCACAUAAGAAAUACCCCAUCCUUUGGCUUGCACUCCAUUGAAGUACUGGUCCUCGAUGAGGCUGACAGAAUGCUCGACGAGUACUUCGCAGAGCAAAUGAAAGAGAUCAUCCGUCAGUGCUCUCCCAAACGCCAGACCAUGCUGUUCUCAGCAACCAUGAGUGAUGAGGUCAAGGACCUUGCUGCUGUAUCCCUCAACAAACCUGUUAAGCUCUUCGUAGACUCCAAUAAAGACGUGGCCUUCAACUUGAGGCAGGAGUUUGUGAGGAUUCGUAAGGAGCGCGAGUCGGACCGUGAGGCGAUAUUGUCAGCGCUGGUCUGCCGCACGUUCCGCGACCGAGCCGUCAUCUUCGUACAGACCAAAAAACAGGCGCAUAGACUUCAUGUGGCGCUGGGGCUGUUGGGGAUCAAGGUGGCAGAAUUACACGGAGCCCUAAACCAGCCACAGCGUUUAGACUCCCUGAAACGUUUCAAAGAGGAGCAGGUUGAUGUACUGGUAGCUACUGAUGUUGCAGCCCGAGGUUUAGACAUACCGGGAGUAAAGACUGUGAUUAAUUUUACGCUACCCGCCACCUUGGAGCACUACAUUCAUAGGGUGGGGCGCACGGCGCGCGCGGGCCGCGCCGGCGUGUCGGUGUCGCUGGCGGGCGAGGCGGAGCGCGCGCUGGUGAAGGCCGUGGUGCGCCGCGCGCGCCGCCCCGUCAAGAGCCGCGCCGUGCCGCCCGACAUCGUGGACAAGUACCGCCGCAAGCUGGAGCGGCUCGAGCCCGAGAUCGCUGCAAUCUUAGACGAGGAAUAUGCGGACAAGCAACUCAAAAAGAUGGAAAAGCAAACAGCUAAACUGGAAGGUGCGAUCAAGAAGGAAGAUGGUCCCAAGUUUAAGACUCAGCGACAACACGAAUGGUUCCAAACCCCGAAGCAAAAGAGAGAAGAAAAGGAAAGGCUCGCUCUGACACAACACCCCGGGAAAGCUGAUAAAUUCAAAAAAGGCAAAGGCAAGAAACGCAAGCACGAUGACGAUUCUGACGAUGACGACAACAAGAAAAAGAAAAAAAAGGUGACGAAACAUACGCCAAAGGAUACGGCUGAAGAGAGAGUGAGGCGAGAGAUGGAAAAGGUAGCGUUAUUACAAUCAAGAAUGGUAAAACGCAAGAAGAAAUUGCGCAGGAUACGAACAAUGGAUGAUGAUGAUGAUCGACCAGCUCCAAACAAGAGCAAGCAGACUAACAAACGAAAGAAACAGACAAACUUUGCUAGCGAAUUCACAGACACAUCCAAAGCCUCAGCUAAACGUUUACGUUAUGACGCCAAUAGGGUUCAGAAAGGAUUACCAUUACAGAAUGGUAAAGGGAAACCAACGAAGGGUAAGCCGAAGGGUAAGGGCAAAACGUUUGGGAAGCCGCAGGCACCAAAACAAGGUCCUCGUAAGAAAUAUAAAUAAACUUUUAAUAUUUAGUU
Melitaea cinxia (Glanville fritillary) is the source of this 2528-nucleotide messenger RNA. It is a transcript of the gene Rs1, whose product is annotated as probable ATP-dependent RNA helicase DDX27. The record is from RefSeq and is a predicted model, not a curated record. Gene Ontology annotation, molecular function: RNA helicase activity; ATP binding; nucleic acid binding. The coding region runs from base 163 to 2511 and encodes 782 amino acids. Lineage: Eukaryota; Metazoa; Arthropoda; Insecta; Lepidoptera; Nymphalidae. The transcript is spliced from 15 exons.